Molecule: messenger RNA, 417 nt
Organism: Hydatigera taeniaeformis
Lineage: Eukaryota; Metazoa; Platyhelminthes; Cestoda; Cyclophyllidea; Taeniidae
Source: the annotation of a GenBank genome assembly
CUGAGAGGUCAUGUUAGCCAUGGUAUGGGCCGCGUUGGCAAGCACAGGAAGCAUCCCGGUGGUCGAGGCAAUGCUGGUGGCGAGCAUCAUCACCGCAUUAACUUUAACAAGUAUCAUCCGGGUUACUUUGGGAAAAUCGGGAUGCCGCAUUACCAUUUAAAGCGUAAUCCACACUAUUGUCCGACUAUAAAUCUGGACAAACUGUGGUCUCUUGUUUCUGACGCUACCUAUGAGAAGUACAAGAACUCUAAGGAUGGGAAGGCGCCCGUCAUUGAUUGCGUUCGAAAGGGAUACUUCAAAGUUUUGGGUAAGGGUGUCCUUCCGAAAGUUCCCGUUAUCGUAAAGGCGCGAUUCUUCUCAAGGCGUGCAGAGGAGAGGAUUAAGGCCGUCGGCGGUGCCUGUAUUCUCACUGCGUAA